Leishmania braziliensis MHOM/BR/75/M2904 is the source of this 351-nucleotide messenger RNA. RefSeq lists its product as hypothetical. Lineage: Eukaryota; Euglenozoa; Kinetoplastea; Trypanosomatida; Trypanosomatidae. The transcript has a single exon. The record is from RefSeq and is a predicted model, not a curated record. The coding region runs from base 1 to 351 and encodes 116 amino acids.
AUGUCGAGAACGCCAAGUCGCCUCCCGUUGACAACGGGAGCAUCAACGAAGAGCAGCAGACCGGCACGCUUGCCAUCAACACUGGAAGACUACAGCCUUGUGGCACUGGCAGAGAUGAUGGCAGAGAUGUCGGCCAGCGACACGAGCGUGGCUGAAUACAUCAAGACGGAGCCGCUGAUCGAGAAGGUGGAGGUGCCCUUCCACGGCAAGGCAAACUACCUCGCCCCCGAGAACUGCGACAACAUUGACCUGCUCAACUGGGACGAGAUCCAGGUGAUGGAGAAAGCACGUGGCACGGGAGUGCCCGAGACGGUGGUGGAGACGGAGGACCACAAGGACUUCUUUCGGUGA